Molecule: messenger RNA, 822 nt
Organism: Coprinopsis cinerea okayama7#130
Lineage: Eukaryota; Fungi; Basidiomycota; Agaricomycetes; Agaricales; Psathyrellaceae
Product: iron sulfur cluster assembly protein 1
Exons: 4
Coding region: 58-600 (180 amino acids)
Biological process (GO): intracellular iron ion homeostasis; iron-sulfur cluster assembly
Cellular component (GO): cytoplasm; mitochondrial matrix
Molecular function (GO): 2 iron, 2 sulfur cluster binding; ferrous iron binding
Source: RefSeq, a predicted model, not a curated record
CGCUACUAGUCAUCAUCGCACUCGGCGAGGGAGUUUGCUCUUUGACCAUUGACCACCAUGUUCCGCUCAGCUAUCUCCAGACCUUUGUUCGCUGCUGCCCGUCCUGUCAUCUCAAGGACAGCAAUUCGCCCUACUCUUGUGCGUUCGUACCAUGAGAAAGUCAUCUCUCACUACGAAAAGCCUAGAAACGUCGGCUCACUACCAAAGAACGACAUAGACGUCGGCACUGGCCUAGUUGGCGCACCUGCGUGCGGCGAUGUCAUGAAGCUCCAAAUCCGAGUAGAUGAGAACGGAAUUAUUUCUGACGUCAAAUUCAAGACGUUUGGUUGUGGUAGUGCCAUUGCCUCCAGCUCGUAUAUGACCGAGCGCGUCAAGGGGCUCUCCCUGGAGGAGGCAGGCAAGAUCAAGAACACCGAAAUUGCAAAGGAGCUUUGCUUGCCCCCCGUCAAACUCCAUUGUUCCAUGUUGGCCGAAGACGCUAUCCGUUCGGCCAUUCGGGAUUACAAGUCGAAGCGCAAGCUUGCUGGCAGCAAACCAAAAAUCGACCUGUCACAUUCCACCAACGCUUCCGCAGCCGAGACAUCCUCGCCGUCUGCGUAAACGUCUCGACGUUUUUGGUCAAAGCCAACAAGAGUUGUCGAUAAAAUCCUCGCUAUCGGUGCUGUAUGUCGAUGUCAAUACAUGCCACACACACAAACUGUACAUUCCUUUAUCUAAUUAGUCGUAGUCUUACAUCUGCAUUGUAUUAUUAGUCCAUUAUGCAUACCUUAUCGCAUUGUUGAUUCCAUGUUCGCAUCGACAAGUGUACCGGGCAGACUGUAA